ACGCGCUUUGCGGUACCUUGUCGACAGAUGCUGCGGUCGUGUAUAUACACCAUCGCGAUCGUCAAAUACGUGCUCUCGGGCGCCUACUGCCUCAUUCUCGGGUAUCUCGUGGGCUUCUCGCUCACAACCGAGCAGCUUGCAGUCCAAGUGUUUGCGGGCCCAACGCUGACCGCGCCGCUCUUUUUUGGCUUUGCGUUGUUGAAUCUCGCUGGCAUUUUCGAUAUUUUGCUGCCGCGCUACUGCCGACGCCGGACCGUGUCGUCUUGGCGCUGCAACGUCGAGUGGCUGCCGUCGUUUGGCUUGCUCAGUGCGCCGCGGCUCGCGCUGCAAGGUCUCGUGACCACCGCGCAGGUGCUGCAGGCCUAUUACCUCAGCGAACGCGCAGUCAACACGCAACUCGCGACGAUCAAUGCGAUUUUGGUCGGUGUCUCGGCGGUGUCGAGUCCGCUCCUGCUCGUGUUUGCGGCGUCGCACCCCGACCGAAAGCACUACUACCUCCUCUUUACGAGUCUCUCGAGCUUCCUGCUUGCGACCGGCUUUGCGCUUGCAUUUGUUGUCGUGCCCGUCGGCUACGUCCAAGUGUACGACCUCAAGGCCAUCAACUCGCUUGCGUGGGGCACCGAGUACACGCUCCUUAUCCGGUACCUCGUGCCAAACUCGCCAUUGGAUUUACUAGAGAAAAUGACGCUGCGUCUCGCGAGCUGGGUCAACGUCCAGCGCCUUCUUCGCGUGGUCACGCCCGAUGUGACGCCCACGGUGGCGGCGACAACUACGUUGAGCUUUAGCCCGGUGGGCCCGUCUCUCGCUGCUGUCAAGCGCGCUGUGGACCGUCCACGCCGCCGACUUCUCGCCGUCUACGUUGCACUCCACAUGCUACUAGGCGUGGCCGUUGCGGUGUAUGCUAUCGUACACGCCUGUCGAAAACCGACCUGUCCGAGCGGUUGCCGCCUGGCGACCGCACCGUGGUUUAGCCAAGGGUGUCACUGUACCUACUACCACCUCGAAUGUGUGGACCCUGACGCGCCCGUGCUGUUAUCCCCCGACGCUCUCGGCCCCGACCUUUUUCACAUUCAGUUGACCGGGUGUCGACUCAAGCACGGGUUGGACCUCUCGCUCUUGGCGCCAUUCCACGGACUCUUCGGCCUCACGAUUGAGUUUUCGAAUCUCACCGACUGGAGUCUCGGCCCGGUCGGGUGGCCCGACCAGAUCAUGGCCGUCAACGUUCGCUACUCCAACCUCUCGAGUAUACCGCAAGCCUUGACGACGCUACCGGCGCAGUGCAGGACGCUGACCAUUGCGGGGAGUGCGCAUCUGGACACGCUACCAGCGUCGCUCGUGUCGUCGUGGCGCCACGUGGGCUCGUUGGUUCUCAACAGCAACCAGCUGACCGAUGUGCCGAGCUGGCUGAGUGGGCUCACGGGCCUCGAGGUGCUCGUGCUCUCUGGCAACCAGAUACAGACCGUUCCCGACGCGAUGCUAGAAGCGAUGCCAUCGCUCACCUUUCUCAAGCUAGCCCAAAACAACCUCACAGCGUUUCCGACGGACCUCUUUGCAGCAAGACCCGAGCUGGACAUGGAUCUCAGCAACAACCCGAUCGCUCCCCUCCCGAGUCUCCCGUCAGCGCUGACGCGCGCUAUCAGCUCGGGAGCAGUUGUUCUGGACGGCACACCGCUCUGUGCUGCGCUCGGAAAUGUUUGCAGUGGCAGCUGCUCGCCGAGCUGCUCCCGGUCCGAGCGCGGCGACCGUGUGUGUCAACUCAACUGCUUUGACGAAGCGUGCGCGUGGGACCUCGGCGACUGCGCGGGCGGUGGUUCGCAGUGAAAGAAACCUCUAUGGAGGGAUGAAGCGCUGAGUACAAUAAUGUCAUCCACCAUAAUGCAAGGUAGUUUUGAU
Molecule: messenger RNA, 1893 nt
Organism: Saprolegnia diclina VS20
Lineage: Eukaryota; Oomycota; Saprolegniomycetes; Saprolegniales; Saprolegniaceae
Exons: 1
Coding region: 28-1821 (597 amino acids)
Cellular component (GO): extracellular matrix
Molecular function (GO): protein binding
Source: RefSeq, a predicted model, not a curated record